CCAAAACGGUGCCCCGCUCUAGUAGUAGUCCGUGGAAGCGGUACGAAACUACGAAUUACGGGUCGAAACCGUCAUACAGUUGUUCUUUGUUGCUUUCCAUGACGCGAAAUGGACACAUAUAUGCAGGGAUGUUACCGAGAACAACCUAGUCUUAACUUAAUAAUCUACUGAUGGAAUUUUGAAUUAUCAAUCUUCGAAAUAUCCACGAGAUGGCUAAGUAGUAUAUAUAUCACUCAUUCAUCCGUCCCCUAAUCAUAUCUCUGUCAAAACACAGCUCGAAUACAACUCAAACUAUCAGACCAAUUUCUCAUAAACACUCAUAUUUCUAAACAUCUAUCUCAAAUCAAUUUCAUCAUCGAAAAUGGCGCCCUCAACUACGAAGCAAUGGACUGUCGCGGGAACCGAUCAAGGGUUCGAUGGUUUAGACUUCGUCGAUGCACCAAUUCCCAAAGUUGGAGAGAAUGAAGUUCUCGUUAGAUUACACGCCGCCUCCCUCAACUACCGAGAUCUCAUCAUCCCCAAGGGUCUCUACCCUUUUAAGUCCGAAUUCCCAGUAGUCGCAGGUUCUGACGGUGCUGGUGAAGUUGUCGAGGUGGGGUCGAAGGUCCACAAGUGGAAGAAGGGUGACAAGGUGGUCACUCUAUUCAACCAGGGCCACCAGUAUGGCACCCAUGAUGCCCAUUCCAUGGUCACUGGCUUGGGUGGUGCAUUGGAUGGUGUUUUGCGCCAAUACGCUGUUUUCAAUGAGAACGGUUUGGUCCGAUCGCCGAAGAAUCUGAGCCAUGUUGAGGCGAGCACCUUAUCAUGCGCCGCCUUGACAAGUUGGAAUGCGCUUUUCGGAGCGAAGGCCUUGAAACCAGGUGAGGUUGUCCUCGUCCAGGGCACUGGAGGUGUUAGCAUUUUUGCGCUUCAGUUCGCCAAGGCCGCAGGCGCUACAGUCAUAGCUACCACAUCUUCCAAGGAAAAGGGAGAGAGGCUGAAGAAGCUCGGCGCAGACCAUGUCAUCAACUACAGCGAGGAUAAAAACUGGGGUGAGACUGCUAGGAACCUUACUGGGGGUUUGGGUGUAGACCACAUCCUCGAAGUCGGCGGUGCCGACACUAUCGAGCAGAGCAUCAAGGCUGUCAAAUUAGAGGGUGUUGUUACCUUCAUCGGAUUCCUUGGUGGCCCCAAGAUGCAAACCUCGCUGCUUGAGACCCUGUUCCACCUUUUCACAGCUCGUGGAGUCUACGUUGGUUCUAAGGCACAGAUGGAAGAAAUGGUCGCUGCCAUCGAAGCGAAUGAUAUACACCCUAUUGUUGAUGAUACUGUUUUCGACUUCGGCAAGACCAAGGAAGCUUAUGAGUACAUGUGGAACAAGAAGCACUUCGGCAAGGUCGCUAUCAAGAUUGAGUAGGGUCUCAAUGGACGCAUAGAGUGUACGAACAAG
Messenger RNA from Hypoxylon trugodes, 1429 nucleotides. Its product is annotated as NAD(P)-binding protein. The record is from RefSeq and is a predicted model, not a curated record. The transcript is spliced from 3 exons. The coding region runs from base 362 to 1396 and encodes 344 amino acids. Gene Ontology annotation, molecular function: oxidoreductase activity. Lineage: Eukaryota; Fungi; Ascomycota; Sordariomycetes; Xylariales; Hypoxylaceae.